UUCUGUUCCUCCCCCUAUCAUUUCCUGUCCAGGCUUUAAUAUCAAUAGCACGCAAAGCUGUGUGCAUUUUCUUUCAUUCUUAAACACCUCCCUCGCCUCUUAACUGCAACACAAUGGUUUGGAUGGUAAUCAUUCCUUUGUAUCUAUGUGCAGCAUUCUUUGCCUUGGCGAGGAGUCAACAGAACCCAACUGUGACCAUGUAUCCUGAGUUCAAACAGGUGUUUUCUGGGGAUACAUUAGUGCUGACCUGCUCAGGGUCAGGCCAGCUGAAAUGGCUCUUCAAUAACAACCCCAAUAAAGACCAAACGCGUGAAACCUGGACCAUUAAUGUCAUCUCCAAAAAUGAUUCUGGCUCAUAUCAGUGUGAGAGGAAUGGCGAAAAAAGUGCUCCUAAAGAUGUCACAGUUUUGGAUUAUCUACCUGUUGCCUCUCUCUCCAUAAAGUCUGGUAGGGCAGUGAUUAAUAGGGGGGACUUUGUGGUUUUGGAGCUCCACGUCGACACAGGGCUGCUGGACUGGUGCUGUCGAGUAUACAAGGGGGGGAAGGUGAAGAAGAUUAUGAUUAAUAAAACUCUGAUGACUUCUGAUAAAAAGGAUGUGCAGUUUCAUCCAAAAACCCUGGAGGACCAUGAAUCCCCAGCCAUCUUCUGGUGUCAACAUAAGACAGAAAUGAAAAGGAGCAACCCUAUUACUAUCAAGACCACAGGUCAGAUAGUAGUGUUGGAGACCCCUCCUGAGCCUGCAAUUCUGGGGAAACAGCUGACUAUAUGGUGCCGUGUAUGGGGAGAACCCGACAUAAGUAGGGUUGUUUUCCUUAAAAAUGGCGAGGAAAAACAAAAUAAAAACAACUCUUCUCUCACCAUCGACAAUGUAACAAUUGAGGAUCAGGGAAAUUAUUCAUGCACAGUAACCUAUAAAUUCAAGAAAGUUACCAGCAACAUCCCAAAUACUGUCACCUCUGACCCUCAGGAACUCCUUGUCAAAGCACAACCUCCGGAGGCAGUCUACACAAAAAGUGGAACCAAUUUGAAGUGUUCCUGUCCAAAAUGCUCUAAGCCAGACAACUACCGGUGGUACAUACAGAAGCAAGGGCAAAUGGAAACUGUAGACCAGGAAGUCAUGAAUUUCUCUCCCAGUGAAGGGGGGUCUUACUGGUGUAAAGCAGUAUGGGAUGAUAGAGUCUCAGCACCAAGUGCGCGAUUUAGUGCUGCCUUCCAGGAGGACGGAGGGUAUGAGGAAGUCGGACAGAGGAAAGCAACAGACAACAUCAUGAUGCAAGAGAAAAAGAAAGAGGGUGAAUAUGAGGCCCUGAAACAAUCUGAGAAAGAGGGGGAGUACCAGACUUUAGGGGCCGAGGGGGGGAAAGGAGCAGAGGGUGGUUAUGAGGCUCUGAAGAGAGCCAAAAUGGACGAGAAAGAGGGGGAGUACCAGACUUUAGGGGCCGAGGGGGGGAAAGGUGGAGAAGAGAUCUUAAAGAAAAAUAAUGAUUAAGACAUAAGAAGCUGGAUACGGAGAUGUAGACGAAGGAGGAAGAAUAAACAGACAAGUGAGGAGAAAAGGAAGUAAACCUAAAUAUGUAUAACAGUAUAACAUUUAUUUUUAGUCCCUUUCUAUGACCAAAAAUGUUUAUGCUAAUAGUUUAACCAUAGAGUAUAGAGAAAAAUUGUGGUGUUUUGAUUUUAUUAUUUGCUGUGUGUGUAGUAUAUUAAGUUUGACACAUUACAUAAGUUUGACAUACGAUGCAUGUGUUGUGUAUGCAAAUUCAGUGUUUUAUUUCUUGCUUAGAAAUGUAAAUGAUGCCAUUCUUACUUUUGACAAAUUAAAAUACCAACUUGCCAUCGCA
Molecule: messenger RNA, 1842 nt
Organism: Anguilla anguilla (European eel)
Lineage: Eukaryota; Metazoa; Chordata; Actinopteri; Anguilliformes; Anguillidae
Exons: 7
Coding region: 114-1490 (458 amino acids)
Biological process (GO): cell surface receptor signaling pathway
Molecular function (GO): transmembrane signaling receptor activity
Source: RefSeq, a predicted model, not a curated record